Sphenostylis stenocarpa is the source of this 618-nucleotide messenger RNA. The record is from the annotation of a GenBank genome assembly. Lineage: Eukaryota; Viridiplantae; Streptophyta; Magnoliopsida; Fabales; Fabaceae.
AUGAAGAGCACGACUUUUUUCUCUCUCUUUUUACUCUCUGCCUUCGCCACAUACCUUCCAUCAACCACCGUUGGUUUUGUGUUGGACACUGAUGGUAAUCCUGUUGUAAAUGGUGGCGUAUAUCAUAUAACGCCGACUGUUAGAGUAAUUGGAAACGGGGGUGGACCAGAAUUUGCCGCAACAGGAAACGAAACAUGCCCUUUAACAGUUGUCCAAAAUCCCUCUCCAUUCUCUAACGGCCUACCAGUACGUAUGUCAUCCCCAGCUAGAAUCCCUUUUAUCUCAGAAGGCCUUAAUUUGAACAUUGGGUUCCUUUUUGUACCCCCGUGUGCUUCCACUCCUUCAAUCUGGACUGUUGUGAAGGGUUUAGGAAAGAGACUCUCGGUUAAACUUACUGGGUACGACAACACUAUACCCGGUUGGUUUCGAAUUAAGACGUUUGGCUUUGGGAGCUACAGCCUCGUGUUCUGUCCUAAUCGUGGUACAUGUGGCUACGUCGGAAUUGAUAACAAGAGGCGAUUCGUGGUGACUAAGACUGAGGAGAGACGCUUACCGAUUCUGUUUAAGAGACUUUCAGAUGCAUCAACUGCAACUGCAACUGCAACUGCAACUGCAUGA